Molecule: messenger RNA, 1527 nt
Organism: Sphenostylis stenocarpa
Lineage: Eukaryota; Viridiplantae; Streptophyta; Magnoliopsida; Fabales; Fabaceae
Source: the annotation of a GenBank genome assembly
AUGAAAUACAAUCUCAUAUACAUUGAGAAAGCAAUGGAUUCUCAACCCCACCAUGAAUUGCAUGUCAUUUUUCUUCCAUAUCCAACUCCUGGCCAUAUGAACCCCAUGAUAGACACUGCAAGGUUAUUUGCCAGGCAUGGUGUUAGUGUUACCAUUAUCACUACCCCUGCUAAUGCUUUGCCUUUCCAAAAAGCCAUAGAUUGUGACUUCACCCGUGGAUACCACAUCAGAACUCAACUGGUUACAUUCCCUGCAGCCGAAGUAGGUCUCCCUGAAGGGGUUGAAAACAUCAAAGAUAGCACUUCCAUGGAACUGUUCUAUCGAAUCGCUAGUGGAAUAUCAAAGCUCAAAGAUCAAAUUAAGCUUCUGUUUCAAGAUCUGCAUCCAGAUUGUAUAGUGAGUGAUAUGUGUUAUCCUUGGACAGUGGAAUCAGCGUCAGAACUGGGUAUUCCAAGAAUCUUCUUUUACAGCUCCAGCUACUUGUCUGACUGUGCUACUCAUUCUAUCUUGAGGCACAGACCUCAUGAGGGGUUAGUCUCUGAUACCGACAAGUUUACAAUUCCUGGGUUUCCUCAUGGAAUAGAGAUGACCCGUCUGCAGCUACCAGAGUGGGAAAGAAUUACGAAUGAAAUAUCAGGCUUUUUUGUGCCAAUGUUUGAAUCAGAGAGCAGAAGUUAUGGGGCACUCUAUAAUAGUUUUGAUGAACUUGAAAGUGAGUAUAAGCAAGUUCAUAAGAGUAUAGUGGGGAUCAAAUCCUGGAGUAUUGGACCAGUGUCAGCCUGGGUUAACAAGGAUGACGGACCAAAGGUCAAUAGGGGACAGAAGGAGGACCUUAAAGAAGAGCCAGAGUGCCUAACCUGGCUUAACACUAAGCAGGAUGAGUCUGUACUUUAUGUAAGCUUUGGAAGCCUCACUAGGCUCUCUCAUGCUCAACUUGUUGAACUGGCUCAUGGGCUUGAACAUUGUGGUCAUAAUUUCAUCUGGGUCAUCAGGAAAAAGGAAGGAAGCGAGAAUGAAGACAGUUUCCUGCAAGAGUUUGAGGAGAAGAUGAAAGAAAGCAAGAAGGGUUUUAUCAUUUGGAACUGGGCACCACAGCUGCUGAUAUUGAAUCACCCUGCUAUAGGAGGCAUUGUGACUCACUGUGGUUGGAACUCCAUUCUUGAAAGCUUGAGUGCUGGAUUGCCAAUGAUCACAUGGCCUAUGUUUGCAGAGCAAUUUUACAAUGAGAGGUUGCUAGUUGAUGUGUUGAAGGUUGGAGUUCCGGUGGGAGUUAAAGAAAAUAAGUUUUGGGCAUCAAAAGACAUGGCUCAUGUGGUGGGAAGGGAAGAGAUUGCCAAGGCUGUGGUACAGCUGAUGGAAAAAGAAGAGGGAAGAGAAACGAGGAGGAGAGCAAGAAAACUUUGUGAUGCUUCCAAGAAGACUAUUGAGAAGGGUGGAGAUUCUUACAACAACUUGAUGCAGUUGAUAGAUGACCUUAAAUCAUUGAAGAUAUCAAAAGCACAUAGCAGAAGCAGGUUAGAUGGUUGA